UCAUUCUUCAUCCGCGCAAGUUAUGAUUUAUGAAUGAGGAUAGAAUCAUGCUCCGUGGAAGUUACACAGGUAGUUGGUCCUGAGGAGUGAAGUCUGACAACGGUUAUAGAAUGGCUCAAUUUCAAACUCAGAUCAGGAGAGUGAGAUGGUCGGCGUGGUUUCUAGGAGCGUCCAACGCUCUGACCGUCGCCCUGAGCGUUCCUGUCGUGUUGCCGGCGUUGGCUAGUCUCCCGUCUUGCGGGAGAGCCGACGUUGCAGCCGUCGCCCUCAUUGCGUUGAUUUCGUGCGCUAGAAUUCUAGCAAUGGCUCGCAUUGGAUUCCACCAAAAAGCUUCCGCUCUCACCAUUCUCUCUCCCGAUUCCAAUUCCGAUCCCAGUAUUCGCCAAGAACGACGGAGGAGAUACCGGAAUUGGUUGUGGUGGACUCGGUUUGCUGCAGUAAUUACGGUGCUGCAAUUUAUUGGGGCCGCUUAUUAUCUGUUUACUCUUACGAAAAUGGUGUAUCAAAAUGCAGUAUCAACUAGUUGUGUUCCAGAGCUUUUCUCAAGUGGUAUAAAAUGGCAGCGAAUUACAGUUUUCCUUUUCAUGUCAAUUGUAAUUUAUGUUGCCCCGGUCCAGUUUGUCACAGGAUCUGAUGUUUUGAGAUGGAGAUCUUUCUAUUCCACGGAGGAUUAUGCAUGGAAGGCACACUAUAGGGAGGUGUUUGAUAAUGGCAUCCGUCAAGCUUUGUGCUGUCUGGGACGGUUUAAUUACUUGAGUGCGUUGGAUGAAGAUGAAGUUUACUCAGUUGCAGAGUUUUUGGGUGAUCUUGUUACAUAUCGUGCAUCAGGAAGAGGACAUUUGGAAUUCUUGGCAGGGUUAGCUUUAUUGCAUAGAUAUAGUUCAUCCUCUAAGUUAUGUGAAGAGCCCCUACCAGUGCCCAUGGAAAGGAUUCAGGAGGCAGGUCUCUUUCAUCCGUUCGCUGAAGCUGCAUAUACUGGUCUAUUACUUGAUGUUGGAAGAAAUCCAUUAUUUUUCCCCUUGUCAUGGUUACGCAGACAAGGCAUCUUCUCUCCUUGGGCUCGUAAUAGCCUGCCAUUACUCGAAGGGGAUAACUGGUGGAGAGGUCACGCGGCGGCUUUUUUGAAAUAUGUCGAGCUAGCAAGUGACGUACUUAGAAAGGGACGUGUUAACCAAGAGAAGUGUAAAGCGGCGUACUUCAUUGUCGUUUUGCAUCACUUAAGAACUGUUGUGAUCGCUGUGCGUGGAACUGAGACCCCUGAAGACCUCAUUACUGAUGGUUUAUGCCGGGAAUGCAGCCUUUAUGAAGGAGAUUUAGAUGGUUUAGUAAAUUUUUGUCAUGAUGGAGAUCAUAUCCCAUUAACCAUGAAGAAAAUAGAAGCUUCAUCACCAGUGCACUAUGCUCACUCUGGUGUAGUCGAGGCUGCACGUGAUCUGUUUAUGCAAGUUGAAGGAAAUUCUAUCGAUGGUGGGUUUCUCUCCUCAUUACUGGGUUCAGGAUGUGAGUGUGAUGGAUAUAGUAUGCGAAUAGUAGGGCAUUCCCUUGGAGGAGCCAUCGCUGCUUUGCUUGGCAUUCGUUUGCACCGACAGUUCCCUAACUUACAUGUUUAUGCAUUUGGUCCUCUCCCCUGUGUGGAUCUAGUGGUAGCAGAUGCAUGUAAAGAUUUUAUAACCAGUGAGACUGACAUAUAACUAUGGAAAUCCUCUCAGCAUUGUAUACAACGAUGAGUUCUCAUCCCGCCUUUCGGUUGGAUCAAUUAUGAGACUUCAAGCUGCUGCACUUCAGGCUCUUUCACAAGAUGGCAUUAUGGAUUUAACCACACUUUCUAAACUCUCACGCCAGUUCUUGUUUCUGAACAUUUGUCAAGAGAAUAUGGAUGACCCAAAUCUUCCACAGUCACAAAAUGCGACUAGGCAGGAGUCAAGUUGGAAAGUUGGAGCAAAACGCUGUAAUCACAGAACUUGCUCAGCUGAGACAUUGAGUAGUUAUACCAAUAUGUUUACUCACUCUACUGAUAUGUACUUACAUGAUGAUCCUAUCACUCAAUUUAUGGAAGCUGUUCCUUGUUCGGGAAGCGAAUCAUCUUUGAAUCUCCCAGAGAUGUUUCUGCCUGGUCUUCUCAUCCAUAUCAUACCACAUAUGGAUGACCUAAAUAUGUCUUUCUGGACCCGCUGGAGAACCUGGGAUACAAGUUGUACAUAUAAAGCCUAUAUUGCAAAGAGAGAAUCCUUCAGAGAUUUCAUAGUAUCUCCAUCUAUUUUUCUUGAUCAUCUACCUUGGAGAUGUCAUAAAGCUUUGAAAGCAUUGUCAAAGGUACAAAGCCUUGAAGUACUUCCUGAUAAACUGCAAAUUGUAUAAUCAACAGCCUGGAAAUUCUCCAACGCCACACCCAGAGGUCACUGAGGCGUUACACCUUGAGUCCUGACUUAUCCUCCUACUGUCCUGCAUGAUGCAAGUUACUCCGUAUGCGGCAUUUGUUAUGUUUAUUACUAGUAUUACUCAUGUGCAGUCAUUAUUAUCCAAACAUAACUUGUGUAGACUACUUACUCAUUGUUUUGCUUGUACAUUUCUACCAAUCGAUAAGUACAAACAAAUGUGUUUAUGCAAACAGGAAGCGU
Messenger RNA from Cuscuta epithymum, 2618 nucleotides. The record is from the annotation of a GenBank genome assembly. Lineage: Eukaryota; Viridiplantae; Streptophyta; Magnoliopsida; Solanales; Convolvulaceae.